AUGUCAGAAAAGAGAGGCUUUGGAUCAAAAUUAUCAUCCAUAUUCAACCAGGGGCUUGCGUCUCCCAAUGAUAAAAAGUCACAAGGGCAUUCUGCGCGAGGCAUAUCACUGUCUCCUUCACCAAAACCGACACCACUAAGUAAACCUCAAUUGAAAAAUAACCAUUCUGUUUCGGCCACAACCACCGCACCACUACAUUCAACUCAUAAUGGGGCACAAUCCUUACAUUCGAAGUCAUCAGCUAGUACUUUGCGAGCAAAUGCACCACUUGGAGUGCAGCAUUCUGCGUAUACAAAGCCUCAGACCCGCCAUUACCCUGAAAUAAACGUUACGCAACCCAAAAAUUAUGAUAUAUAUGCACAAACAGGUGCAACAAACCUGCACUAUACAGACCCGAGCAGACAAAGACUGCCACAGAGACAAAAAGAGGAUGAACUAAAACCAAGUUUACUCCCAUUCAACACACCUCAACCAUCUCGGAGCGACAAUUCUUCGAGUCCUAAACCACUGACCUUGAGACGCAAACCACCAAGCGACUUGGAUUCUUUUGACUUUGAAGUUCGUGAUCAGAAAUUUGAUAGAUCAAGUUCAAGCUCGAGGUCAUUAUCCCAAUCAACAAAACCGGAUAAAAUUGGAACGGGCAUAACAGCAGACAUUAUUGGUGAUUUGGAAUCUGAAAUUGACCAUUUUUUACAACUUGACCGAUCAGACAGUAGUGAUAUCAAAUACAAUGAUAGCAAGUCAGUUAGCAACAAUACAUUCUUUGAAGAUGCUUCCCACCCUGAUUUUGAACAACAAUUAAACAUAAAUAGAUCAAAAGCUUAUGACGAGUUUGGCGACACGCAAGAGGAUCUACACGGAGAGACACAGCAAACGCCUUACCCUGUUGACUCCUUUUUGGGCUCUCCAUCGGAUUCGCCCACGAGGACUCCAGAAGAAUCCGUUGAGAACUCUCCACAAAUUAUUCAAAACUAUAUGAUGGACACUCGUGGAUUAGAGCAAGUUAAUCCCUUUGAGAUAACAUUAAGUCAGCAAUAUUCAGAGCCACCUGACUCUUUUGAUGUCCCAGUGUCGUCGCAAUCCUCCGUUUAUUCUUCUGCUUCUCCAACGAAACAAAGGAUAGACUUUGGGGCCUCAGCUAAUCCUUCGUCGUCAUCAGACACAAUGCAUGCACCUAGCGGUGCACCAAGUAUUCGAUCUCCUAUUUCAAGAGCAUCAACCAAUACGUCGAGAAUACCUCCCUCCAAUCUACCAUUCCAAUCCCCUACAAACUCGUUACAUUAUCACAACCAGCAGCAGCCACAACAACAACAACAACAACAACAGCAGCAGCAACAGCAGCAACAGCAGCAGCAGCAGAGUAUUGGUCGUGCACAACCUAUGCAAGUACAUGCUCUACAAUCGCCACCACCAGCGCAGUCACAUCCACCACAUCCACCACAACCACCACAACCACCGCAAUUGCACCACACUUUAACUGACAGUUCUGGAGCAUUUUCCUUCUCUCAUGCCAACUCGAUGAAGAGCUACAACACCCAGAAUACAAAUCGUGCGUUUCAUCGAAAUUCAAGCUCGGUGGGUUCUAUAAAGAGUUCUAAUUCAUACAAAAAUGUUAAUCUAGCAAGUUUGAAACGCUCAUUGAGUUUGAAACCAGGAGAAGGUGAGAGAUCGAAUUACGUAUUGUCUAUACGAAGAAGUGCAGGUACAGCUUUCAAUGAGCUGGGACCAUUAAGAUGGAAACUACCUGUUGGAAUAUUGCCAAUAGAUAAACUGGCAACAAAGGAAAACUCAAACGGAAAGUACAAGCGACUUGCUGGUGGCAUUAGUGGAUCCAAUUCACGUAAAAAGACUAGUGGGGUGGGGUUGAAACAUGGUCAUUUGAAGCCAAGGCUUUUGGCAGCUGAAAUUGAUGAAGGUGAAGACAAUUUUGGAGGAAUUGGCCUUGCUAGAACAACAACAUCAAACACAUCCAUCCCCAACACCUUUAACUCUCGUAAUCAAUCGGUGAGCACAAAAGUGUCGCGUGAGAACUCAUUAAAGAGAACCACCACAGAUGGGUCAGCAUUAACAGGAGAUACUCAAAGUAUUGUCAGUACUGCUACUGGCAGUACAAGAGAUGUCAAUGACGCCAGCCUCAAUAGGACAAAUUCUAUUGUGUCGAGCGAAUCGUCGGGAAGCUUGUCAGAUAAAAUCACGGGCUACUACCAGCAUCGUGGCUACAAGUACGGUGACAUUGACGAAGAGGCAGAAAGCAAAAGUGGUGAGGAAAGUCCCGAUAUGCCUCCAAACAACGGUUCCAGCUUAAAUGGGCUUGACACCUAUGAUUCAUACGGCAAGCAAGAGAAGUAUAAUGAUUACGAAGAGGCUGAAAAUGACCGUCCAAAGUUGGUUCUUGCCAACCCAGAUAAUGACAGUGAUACCGAAUGA
Molecule: messenger RNA, 2427 nt
Organism: Lodderomyces theae
Lineage: Eukaryota; Fungi; Ascomycota; Pichiomycetes; Serinales; Debaryomycetaceae
Exons: 1
Coding region: 1-2427 (808 amino acids)
Source: RefSeq, a predicted model, not a curated record